Messenger RNA from Opisthorchis viverrini, 2114 nucleotides. RefSeq lists its product as hypothetical. Lineage: Eukaryota; Metazoa; Platyhelminthes; Trematoda; Opisthorchiida; Opisthorchiidae. The transcript has 2 exons. The coding region runs from base 46 to 438 and encodes 130 amino acids. The record is from RefSeq and is a predicted model, not a curated record.
GUUCGCCUGGCUGGUGCAUUAUUGUCCGUAAUCAGCGCAUCCGUCAUGUCUGGUAGAUCUCACUACGCAUCCUACAAAGGCGGUCCGGUUAACCGUGGCGACCCGGAUGACAAAUAUAUGUCUGAACUGGAACGUACCAGUUUGUUCCCACGGUUUGUUCAAGAAAGGCUACUAACCGACCUAUGCAAAUCUGAAUGGCGUACUUGGCAGAAGUGUCUACGAGAACAUCAGAAAAGUUGGUUUGCCGCCAGCAAAUGCAAAGGCAUAUUCGACCUGGUCAACCAGUGUCAGAAUAAGUUCGUACUGGAUCCUGAUGAAGUGCAGAAAUUGGAGCAAGAGUAUUUGGAGAUCCGCUCGGAAUAUCGACGCACCGGUGUUGGACGACCCAUAAUGAAUUCACAACGAAUUCGUGAAUUCAUGCGUGGAGAACCAACUUAAGGAGGCAGUUUUGCCUGCCUUCCCCCCCCCCCUUCCUUGUCUAGACUAAGGCCUUAGGCUGUGAAAACGGAAAUACCCAGAUGUCCUGAAGAAAUACAUUUGUGAAUACAACGCACUUAUCAACCUGAUCAUCGGAGGUAACUAUUGAGUAUACGUGGACGAGGAAACCAGGAAAAGUGGGACCUUGUAACUUGACAAUGGGGAGGUGAGGCACAUUCUCAUGUUCUUUUAACGUUAGGAGUGAGUACGAUGGAGAAAAAGUAACUACAAAUAUAAGCAGCAAUAAUGGUCAAUCACAGCAUUACACGUGUCUUUAGAGCUAGGUUGGUGCCCGGACGAGCAGCUAAUCAACGGCCGGUGUUGCCGAUAAAUACGGCGCAACUUUGAAACACUAGGAAAAUUGUAAAGGUCUGAUAGCAGACAGAUCAUCGCGGGAACGUUUUGCUUCGUUGCAAGCAGAGAGGGAAUAAUCACUUGUUGAAAACGAUGGGUGUGGUAAGAUGAGUAAGGGACAUGGAACACAGGUAAGGAAAUGAUAAACACUGUGUUCGGUCAAGAGUACCCAUAAAAGCACGUCUUUCGUACUGACCGCCUAGGUUUGGAAGUGAUGUGUCUACAAGCCGGGGCUGAUCUGAAAUGGUCGCGGAAAUGCGUCUUCCAUGGAAUGCAACAGUUUCGGGUGAACAGCGUCUGUCCAUCGGCGUUUUCUUGCAUGAUUCGCUGUAGCUGGAGGGACGGCGGCAGGUACUGUUGCUGCAGGCAAAGUAGCCUGUUGGGGAGCUAUGGCUGGUGCCCGCUCUUCAGAUUUCCUGGGGAGAGAUAGAGCAGGUGGUUUGAGUUAGUACGCGGACUAGUCAUUCCGAAGAGAGGCAGUACAUUACUCGCGGUUAACUGACGGACAUUUCACUUUCUAGCAACGCUGCCAAUAGGCGACCUGGCUAGAACGAGCUUCUAAGAAAUAAUGGUGCAAAUCCGAAGAGACUGAACAAGAGGUGUCCUCUGGAUACCUUGACGGAUGUAGAAGGGGCGGUAUUUUCUAACCUUUAAGCAGGGAUCUAAUUCACUGUCAAUAUCAAACUUCGAGUUGCAAUGGUGAAUACUUGACUUAUUGAUGCACAUUCGUAACUUAAUAUUCCCCCUCAAAAUGUCAUCCCUUCUACGCAAUUGAAAAGGACAACGCCAGUCAAUCAGAUCGCUGAUCAUCAGCCCAGAGUAGAAUGAUUCAGCAUUCAACUACUAGCCGGGGGGCUUCGAAUUUGAAUCUCUCUGGAGAUUCGCCUAAUGCAUAUUGCUGAUGGUUCUCAUUACAGUCCGCCUCUGGCUUUCGGCAUACACUGACUUCACUUAUCGGAAAAAGAAACACCCAAGAUUACUUGUUGCUGCUUUCAAACUUGCCGGUACUAUGGAUAAGUGAUAAGUAAGCGCAUGUUAAGAGUCAAGUGACACUAUAUCAUUUCAGCUGAUAGGAAUAGGCUCAGAUUCCACAGAGAUGAUUCGUUGGAAAGCUGGGACAGUGAUUAAAGUGACAGUCAGGCGUCUUUCUGAUAAAGGGUCACCUUCAUGAAGCAUCGUUAACCGGAGACUGAGUAUGGAGACAGUAAACAAACACACCCCACACGUCGAUAUUACUCGGCAUCGGUGUUUAACACUGUUGGUUGACUCAGGGUCAGGAUCCG